UUUAUUUGUUAUUUGCUCAUCCAUAAGGACGCCACCCACGUUCUCUGUUCCUCACCACUGUCAAAAAUGUCAGCUUAUGGCCACUCUUCUCCUUCAGUUCAUGAACUUCUCCUCCAAUGGAAACCCAUCUCUUCCUCCUCGUUCUCUCACUCCUCCUAUUCUUAUCCAAACCCGGAUCCGGAUUCGGAUCCCCCGGCCCCAUCGCGGCCUCCUUAGGCGGCAACUCUGCUUUCUUCUGCGCCAUCGACGCUAGCGGACGCCAAGAAGUUAUCUGCUGGGGCAAAAACUACUCAUCUCCUUCUUCUCCAUCUUCCUCUUCUUCUUCAACUUCACAAACCUACAACAUUCCUUCCAUGGCCGUUCUCUCAGGCGGAGACGGUUUCCUCUGCGGUGUUCUGUCCAACACAUCUCAACCCUUUUGUUUCAGUUCACUUGGAUCUUCUUCCUCCUCGGGUACGGAUCUUGUCCCUCUCUCUUACAGGACAACUGCUUACUCUCAGAUCGCUGCUGGAAACAGACACGUCUGUGCAGUCAGAGGAGCUUACUAUUCCGACCACGACUCUGGAACCGUAGACUGUUGGGAGAUAACGAAAGCUGCCAAUAACAGUUUUGUCGCUAAAGAGAGUUCUAACUUCUACGAUCAGAACGUUAGUAACCUCGUCUUCAACAAGAUUGUGUCUGGUGAUGGGUUUAGCUGUGGUGUUGUCAGAGAAGGUGGGGUCCUCUGUUUCGGCCCAAAGUCUUCUACUUUAGGGCUUAACAUAACAACUUCAGACAGCUUCGAGGUGUUAUCCGCUGGGAAAAGUUCAGUAUGUGCGAUUCUAAACUCAACUCGUGAGAUUAAAUGUUGGGGAGACGAGGACUCUUUUGUUAAUUCACCAGGUGAUAAGUCUCGCUUCGUUGCGUUAGCAUCUGGUCCUAACCAUUACUGCGGGAUCCGCGAAGAUACUCACGAGGUUGAGUGUUGGGGCGACGCUAACUUCUCGUUGAUACCUAAAGCUUCCGGCUUUAAGGCUAUUGCGUCUUCUGACUCCAUCGUUUGCGGUAUAAGAGAAGAGGAUCUCGUUCUCGACUGCUGGAUGGUUAACGGGUCGUCAACACUAGCGUACGAUCCUCCUUUAGAGCUUUGCAGUCCAGGGGUAUGUAGAGCUGGUCCUUGUGGGGAUAAAGAGUUUGCUUUCAACGCAAGCAUCCUCGACGAGCCUGACCUAACGAGUUUAUGCGUGAGGAAAGAGUUGUCGCUCUGUUCUCCUUGCGGAUCGGAUUGCUCUAACGGAUUCUUCUUGUCGAGUUCGUGCACCGAGAACUCUGACCGGGUAUGUACCUCGUGCUCGCUAUGUCAGAACAGUUCUUGUUCCGACAUUUGUAAGCUUCACAACCACGAUUCUUCUUCAGACAAACAUUGGAAUCAGCUAGCUCUCAUCGUCGGCUCUUCCGCCUCGGCUCUGUUGAUCAUCAUCAUCUGUUGUUGCGUCGUGCCACGGUUUGUCACUAGUCCUAACAAAGAAGACGGUUUCAAAUCUUGCAUAGGAAAGACCGAUCUAGAAACCGAGCCACUCGAAAUGAUCCCCCCUGCUCCAUCGGUAACCCCUUUCGCGCAAGUGUUUAGGCUCUCCGAGCUUAAAGACGCGACCAACGGGUUCAAAGAGUUCAACGAGCUAGGCAGAGGAAGCUACGGGUUCGUCUACAAAGCCGUGUUAUCCGAUGGGAGACAAGUCGCGGUUAAAAGAGCUAACGCAUCGACGAUAAUCCACACUAACGCUAGAGAGUUCGAAGCCGAGCUGGAGAUUCUAUGCAACAUUAGGCAUAGCAACAUCGUGAAUCUCAUCGGCUACUCCACCGAGAUGGGAGAGAGGCUUCUUGUCUACGAGUACAUGCCUCACGGUACGCUUCACGACCAUCUCCACGGCGGGUUUUCGCCGUUGAGUUGGGGGUUAAGGGUUCGCAUCGCGUUGCAAACGGCGAAGGGUCUCGAAUAUCUUCACGUUGAAGCUGAGCCGAGGAUUGUGCAUGGAGAUGUGAAGUCUUCGAACGUGCUUUUGGACUCCGAGUGGGCCGCGAGAGUUGCGGAUUUUGGGCUUCUGACGUCGUCUAACGAGAGGAGUUUGGACGUCAAAGGAGAUGUUUAUGACUUUGGGGUUGUGUUGUUGGAGAUUUUGACCGGGAGGAAGCGUUACGAUAGGGAUUGUGACCCUCCGGAGAUAGUUGAAUGGGCAGUUCCCGUGAUCAGGGAAGGCAAAGCGGCGGUGGUUUUGGAUAAGUAUAUUGCUUCGCCGAGAAAUGUGGAGCCGUUGUUGAAACUCGCUGACGUGGCGGAGUUGUGUGUACGGGAGGAUCCGAGUCAACGACCAAACACGUCGGAACUUGUGAACUUGUUGGAUCAGUUGGCCAGAGAUGGACUGCUCCUGUAGUUUUUGUUUUGUUUUUUGGUGUGUGUUAUCUAUACUUUUAUUUCUGAAUUUUAAUUGUAUAAUCAA
This is a messenger RNA of Brassica oleracea var. oleracea, 2477 nucleotides long. Its product is annotated as serine/threonine-protein kinase-like protein CCR1. Gene Ontology annotation, molecular function: protein binding; protein kinase activity; ATP binding. The coding region runs from base 117 to 2411 and encodes 764 amino acids. Lineage: Eukaryota; Viridiplantae; Streptophyta; Magnoliopsida; Brassicales; Brassicaceae. The transcript has a single exon. The record is from RefSeq and is a predicted model, not a curated record. Gene Ontology annotation, biological process: protein phosphorylation.